AGGUUAUCAAGUCGGAUCUGUAAGGCGCGUUUUCGAAUAGCUAACAACCAAACUAUCAAACUUAACCACUCUUCACUCCCUUAUCUACCUUUACGUUUUCCAUUUUCGCCCUAUUUCAUUUACAAAGUAUGCAGGACGGGACUCUUAUGAAGGAUUCCAAAAAUCAUUGUCCCGGAAGCACUUAGUUACAUAGCGAUGUCGUUACCGCAUUCAAAAGCGUUCAUAGUGCGCGCAGAUAGAAAUCGUUCAAUUUCAUCUCUUGUCGGAAGAAGAGGGGAGAUAGGACAAUGAGUGGAGGAUUCAACUUUGGACAAGCGUCCAAUACUGGAUUCAGCUUUGGAGCUCCCAAAACCACAGCUGCGCCAGCCACAGGCUUUGGGAUUGCAAGUGCUGCACCUACAACUUCAGGUGGUGGCUUCUCUUUUGGACCCCCCAAUCCUGCCCAGCCCCCAAACAGUACAAACUCAACUGGAGGAUUCAGCUUUGGGAACCCUACACAGAACAGUACUCCAGCAGGUGGAGGCUUCUCUAUUGGGACUCCCACUGCUAAACUCAAUCUGGGCACACCUGCUGCCUCUCAACCAGCACUGACAGGGAUAACUAUGGGGAUGGCAACCCCCACCUCUGGGGCAGGCUUUGGACUUGGUGGGGGUUUCACCACACAAACCACUGCUGUUCCCACAGGAGGGGGGUUCAGCUUUGGGACCGCAGGGGGGCUUGGAGCCCCUGUUGCCCAAACCCCGGCUCAACCAGCAGCAGCUGGUGGGCUCUCUUUAGGAACUCCUGCUGCAACAACUCAAAUGAUGGGAGGUGGGUUUAGUUUUGGUGCCGCCAAGGUCCAGGCAGCCCCUACCGUGACCGCAGGAGGGGGCUUCUCAUUUGGGAACAGCGCCCCUGCCACCCUCUCCCUGGGGAACCAGUCCACAGGUCUGAACUCUGUGGCCCCGGCCUCAAGAGCUGCACCAACCACAACCCAGGGUGGAGGAUUUGCUUUUGGUGGCAAACCUUCAGCUACUCCAGCCCCUGCUGUAACUGCCUCGGCUACCCAGGCCUCAUUAGGUUCUUCUCUCUUUGCAGUACCAGCAUCAACGACAGCAGUCACAGGUUUUUUGGGUGCUGCCCCCACCUCAGCUGCCCCGGCUGCCACAUCGGCAGCAGGAAAUACCCUGGGCUUCAUGCUCAAACCCCUGGGAGCAGUCACUGCCACCACCACAGCAUCAGCUGGCACAGGUUUUUCACUGGGUAUGAAACCUGCGGGUGCCACUGGCAUCGGCUCAACGGUCCCAAUCACUGGAAUAGCCACAACCAUCACUACUGUUACAGCAAGUGCUCCUCCAGUGAUGUCCUACACCCAACUAGAGGGUCUCAUCAACAAGUGGAGUCUUGAGCUGGAGGACCAGGAGAGGCACUUCUUGCAGCAGGCUACCCAGGUCAACGCCUGGGACCGCACGCUGGUGGAGAACGGAGAGAAGAUCACAUCACUGCACAGGGAGAUGGAGAAGGUGAAACUGGACCAAAGAAGGCUGGACCAGGAGCUGGACUUCAUCCUGUCACAACAGAAGGAACUGGAGGACCUGCUGUCCCCACUGGAGGAGUCUGUCAAAGAACAGAGUGGAACCAUCUACAUGCAGAAUGCCGAUGAGGAACGCGAGAGAACGUACAAGCUUGCAGAGAACGUGGACGCCCAGCUGAAGAGAAUGUCCCAAGAUCUAAAGGAAAUAAUUGAACACCUGAACACAUCCUGUGGGCCAGCUGAUACCAGUGACCCGCUUCAGCAGAUCUGUAAAAUUCUCAAUGCCCACAUGGACUCUCUUCAAUGGAUUGACCAGAACUCGGUGCUUCUACAGAGAAGGGUGGAGGAUGUGUCCAAACUCUGCGACAACCGACACAAAGAGCAGGAGAAGACUCUUCGCAUAACAUUUGGUUAACCUAGAGAAUUGUAAUGUCUCAGAAAAUAAUGUGAAUGUGCUUUAGGCUAGUUUGUAAUGCAAUGAAUAUAUUUUUGAGAGUAGUUAUGAUAAAGAUGUGUUUAAUGCAUCAAUUGUGAUUUAAAAAAAAAAAAGUUUAUAUAUAUAUAUAUUUUUUUUAUACUCUAAGCUAGGGUUUUGGAUAUGAACUUCCACACCGGUGAUGGGCAAAUAAUACAUUCUAUGAGUAAAGGAACAAUUCGGCACAUAUUGUGCUCAUAUGCUUAAGGGCUCGAUUCAUUCUGUAAAAUUUAAGCUCAGCGCUGUAGAAAAGUAAAGGUAAUUUCAGAUUGAGUCAACAUGCAUUUACCGUGAACGCAGUCUCUGCAACCACUGUAGCACAGGUCUUUAGUGCUACGGAUUAAAUUGAGCAUCAAUUAACCAACACGUGUUGCUGAACACAACACUAGAUGUAUUUAUUUGGCAGUUCAAAAAAACCAAAUGAAUGUACAAUUCCAUGUUUUGUUCAGUGUGAGACACUGUAUUUGUUGAGUUUUGACCAUAUCCCUCCCCCACCAGUUAUCACCUCCAUAGCAUUUAUAGAAUUCAGCAUCAAAGCCUUGAUUACAUUUACUCCAUAUAGAAACGUACACUAGCCCCGACAGACAACAGCAGGUCAUUGUAAAGCUAGUUAGUGACUAUGCAAAUCAGAACAUAAUUUGUUUCUUUCCUAAUAAAAAUACUGUGCAUAUCAUUUUGUGACAAAAAAAAAUGGUGUUGGUGUCCCCUAACAGUAAAAUGAGCAUUUCAUAGAUUUUUCUAUAUCUUUUUAAAAUCAGACAACUGUCAGUCUUAAGGAAAAUGGGUUAUACAGGGUAGCAGUGCUGCUUGUAUGCGUUGGUCAGGGGUAGACCAAUGAUCUAUAUAAACUCUGGAUUGCUGAUGCUAUGUACUGGUGGCCAUAUUGGCAGUCUUCCAUAGGAAUGAAUAGAAUUCCACAGUAAUUCAAUGUUUCAAAGAUUACAUGUUAAGUAUUUGUUUUAGUGGGGACAGUAACAAUUUGUCUUAAAAUGCAAUGCGUGUGAGUAUAUGCACUAAAAUGUUAAGUGUCUAAUUGGCAUGGUGUUUGUGUGAACCCCAGCUCACCAGGUCACUCUGGCCCUCCUGAACCAGAUCCAUUUAGUGCACCAUGCAGCAGACCUUGGUGUCGGUAGUUCUGGAGGAUCCCCUCCAGACAGAAUUGGUGGUAAUGCAUGUCUUUCUCCGGCCUGACAGUUGAUACACAGAAAUGUCCCUGCACCGUUCCCAUGAAAUUUGUCUAGAACAGUCACCAACUGGUCGAUUGCAAACGACUGGUCGAUCUUCAAGGCAUUUCUAGUUGAUCACCUAACAUUUCUGCAGAAAAGCUAACUAAUAAUGGCUUGCACUCCUUUUUUUAUUUUGGUGUUGCACUGUUGGUGAUAGGUGCAUUUGAUUCAGAAGCCCAGCGCACCGGAUAGGCAAAGUGUUCCCAUUUUUAACCAUUUAAUUUGUCUGCAAAUUCAAACUCCGUCUAUCUGGUGGACCGGGAGAUCUGUUGCUAAAGUGUGCCUACUGUGCUGACCAAUUGGUUAGCUCAAAUCACGGCCUCGGCCACAGCUAAGUUUGAUACUAGCCUAUGUGAGAUUUCAUAGUUUUCAAAACCAUGACCAGAGACGGUCAAAAACAGCUAUUUGCUGUAUUCUUUAUGAGGGUUCACGUCUUAGUUUUUAUUCAGCGCUGUCAACCCUAUUACAAAACAUUAAACACGCUUCUCCCAACUUCUACUUGCACUGCAAUGAAUGAGUAGCCAAGUGUAUUUAUAGUCCAGUGUUUUUAUGAUUAGCAGCUUGUAACAUCUAUUUAAAUAUCAAGGAAUAUUUAACUUCCUCUGGUCAUAGUAGCAAAAUGAAUAUGUGCAUUAGGCAGAUGUGGUGCAACUCGAGUUUUGCCAUCAGGUGGAAGACUUGUAGCCUCAGGUCAGUCACUGUAGGAAAAGAAGGAAAGAGCCAAUCAAAAGUGGAGACUAAUUUGACCCCAAUAACUACCAUGUAAUAUGCGUCAACAGCAAUCUUGGGAAAAUCCUAUGCAUUAUCAUUAACCGCAGACUUUUUACCACGUAUUCACCCUGCACACCUUAAUUGACAAACAAAUCAAAACAAAGGCAAAGUCUUCUUAUGCUUUGAUUUUUAAAAAUCUAUUUGGCAUGAGGGUCUGCUCUACAAAUUGAUGGAAAGCAUUGUUGAGGGAAAAACAUAAGACAUUAUAAAAUCCAUAUAUACAAACGUGGUUAAAAUUGGCCAAUUUUGUUUUCCAUAGGGUGAGACAAGGAUGCAGCUUAAGCCCCACCCGCUUCAACAUAUAUAUAUCAAUGAAUGGGUGAGGACACAAGAAAAGUCUGCAGCACCCGGCCUCAUCCUACGAGAAUUUGAAGUCAAAUGUCUACGGUUUGCUGAUGAUCUGGUGCGUCUGUCCCCAACUACAGCAGCACCUAGAUCUUCUGCACAGAUUCUGUCAAGUCUGGGCCCUGACAGUAAAUCUCAGUAAGGCAAAAAUAACGGAGUUCCCAAAAAAGUCCCGUUGCCAGGACUACAAAUCCAAAUUCCAUCUAGACACUGUUGCCCUAGAGCACACAAAAAACUAUACGUACCUUGGCCUAAAUAUCAUUGCCACAGGUAACUUCCACAAAGCUGUGAACAAUCUGAGAGAUGUCAUGGCCCCUCCUCUGCAUUGCAGGGGCGGUUCCUCCUACAGGCAGAGGAGGGUCGAUAGUGAUUGGAGCCACAUGGGCUCAGGGUAUUUAAACUGCUUCACUAACCACUCUUGUCUCUCUCUGCUCCUCCAGGUAUGAUCCUGUUUUGUUUGUUCAUUUGUAGUUGUACGUAGUUUUCACUGUCAUAUUCACGCAUCCCUGCACUUUACAUACACCCUACAUUAUGAUACUUUCACACCUCAUUCAUUUUUCUUUGUUUUAAGUUAAUAGUUUUGGUGUAUAAUAAAGAACAUUUUUGAUUGGCCUAUA
Messenger RNA from Oncorhynchus kisutch (coho salmon), 4947 nucleotides. Its product is annotated as nuclear pore glycoprotein p62. Gene Ontology annotation, cellular component: nuclear pore; nuclear pore central transport channel. Gene Ontology annotation, molecular function: structural constituent of nuclear pore; phospholipid binding. Lineage: Eukaryota; Metazoa; Chordata; Actinopteri; Salmoniformes; Salmonidae. Gene Ontology annotation, biological process: protein import into nucleus; RNA export from nucleus. The coding region runs from base 288 to 1928 and encodes 546 amino acids. The transcript has 13 exons. The record is from RefSeq and is a predicted model, not a curated record.